Lepidothrix coronata (blue-crowned manakin) is the source of this 162-nucleotide messenger RNA. Its product is annotated as DPH3 homolog. The record is from RefSeq and is a predicted model, not a curated record. The transcript has 2 exons. NCBI's taxonomy places the organism in Eukaryota, Metazoa, Chordata, Aves, Passeriformes, Pipridae. The coding region runs from base 1 to 162 and encodes 53 amino acids.
AUGUCGGUGUUCCACGACGAGGUGGAGAUCGAGGACUUCGCGUACGAGGAAGAGACCGGGACCUACAGCUGUCCCUGCCCCUGCGGGGUCCGAAUCCUCAUCAGGCGGGAGAACCUGGAAUGCGGGGAGGACGUGGCCACUUGUACCAGCUACACCACCUGA